UUGGAGCCAGAAACAGUGAAACAGCGCAGGGCGGUGGAAUUCUGUCGUUUCUCUGGGCGCAUUGAAAACAACCUUGUUCCUCGCGCAGGUGAAACUCAGCUGCGGAAGAAUCCACGUCUGAACAAGUGAACUUGAGAAGUUCUUGUGAUGGCAGCGAGAGUCGGUCUGUCCAUGAAUCCGCCGCACGCGACAGAGGAAAGGGCGGUUUUCACGCAGCUGAAGCCGGUGAGGAUGUCGGGAGCGGAAGGCGCCGAGGACGCGUCCGUGUUUGAGGACGUCAAACCCGGGAUUCGACUGGAGUUGGACAAAUACCUCCCACAGAUCAACGGUCCUCUCUUGAACCCCUCGACUGUCUGCGGUGACAAAAAGUACCGACGAGAGAGCGCCUCCGUGGUGGAUGAGUUCUUCUCAGAGGAGAAACCCGCCCCUUACAGCCUCAACAUCAACGUCAUCCUCCCCAGCACCACCCACCUCCGCACAGGCCUCUACAGGCCCAACACUAAGACCCUCACGCCCCAGCAGAUCAAGAUAGAACCGGGCCUGGAGGUGCCCUGCUCCAUCUCCACCUCCACCACCCAGGCCCUGCCAGACUUCACCUCCGUCUUCAGCGUGCCGCCUGUGGUCAACAACGUUUUCAUCAAACCGGACAUGAGCUCUGGAGGAGUGGUCAGUGUGGCCGCGGGAUCUCAGCAGCAGCCAAGUUUGGACACAGAGCUUCACAUCGGCCCCCCGGCCCCCCAGUCGCAGGUCUACCAGAUGCCCAUCACCAGCUGCGCCGACCUCACGCUGUCGCACAACUCCCCGUCGACCCACGGCUCCGCAAGCAGCAGGACCAUGCUGAGCCUCGGAGGCGUCGCGUUGCCGACAUCCAAUGGCCACUACAUGAUGCAGGAACACCAACUCCCGCAGCACCACGGCUACUACCAGGCCACUCCCAACGCAUCCCAGCACACAGCGCCACACAGCCUGCCGCCCUCACCCCCAAACUCCCAGCCCGGGAGCCCCGAUGGCCAGGCGGAGCUGCUCGGCUUAGCGUCCCUACCUCCACCUCCGUACCAGCAGCGUCUCGGGGGGACAAAGGUGACAGGGUUGUCCCCUCACGCUCUGCUGAUGACACACGGCCAGGGCGUCCUGACAGGCCCCAAAUAUAACAGACGGAACAACCCAGAGCUGGAGAAGAGGAGGAUCCACUUCUGUGACUACCCAGGCUGCAGCAAAGUUUACACAAAGAGUUCUCAUCUGAAGGCUCAUCAGCGGACACACACAGGUGAGAGAUCUGUCAAAUAG
Molecule: messenger RNA, 1287 nt
Organism: Paralichthys olivaceus (Japanese flounder)
Lineage: Eukaryota; Metazoa; Chordata; Actinopteri; Pleuronectiformes; Paralichthyidae
Source: RefSeq, a predicted model, not a curated record